Annulohypoxylon truncatum is the source of this 793-nucleotide messenger RNA. RefSeq lists its product as uncharacterized. The transcript is spliced from 2 exons. Bases 83 to 577 code for a protein of 164 amino acids. NCBI's taxonomy places the organism in Eukaryota, Fungi, Ascomycota, Sordariomycetes, Xylariales, Hypoxylaceae. The record is from RefSeq and is a predicted model, not a curated record.
UAUAGAGAGUUAUCGGAAGAUACGGCAAGCCAGUCCUCGUCGCUAUACCUGUAUAUAAAAGCAACGGUUGAUUUCAGCCAAGAUGUCAUCUUCCACAGACGAUCCACGUUCCGUAAUGGAGUCCACACUACUCACUUUCCUCGGGCAUCAGGCAAUCAAUCGUGAUGUUGAUCCAGAAGUACCAGUGUCAUUGACCACACCAGAAUGUCUAUGGUAUAUAAAACCAGACAGUUUUAUAGCCAAGUACCCAUUCGUCGACAGCGUCAAGACCUCUGCCGAGCAGAAAGAGCAUAUGGGACAAGAGAGUAAAAUUAUAGAAGAGUCGCGAAACAAGAUCCUUGCCUGCACCAUCGAUGCGGUUAAGCGUAAGGGGAGCGCACACGUUGAACAUUGGACAAAGUUCGUUGGUGGUGAACCAUCAAUCAUGGAAAUAUGUUGGUUUGUGGACUUUACAGACGAUGGAAAGAAGAUCUCGAAGGUGGUCAAAUUCAUCGAUACCGCAGAAGGGGCGAAGACAAUUGACGAAAUGGCUAGGGGAGGGUAUAAGCUUGAAGAGGAGGCUGCUAGUAAGAAGUGAGAGUCUGGCCAAGUCUAACGCCUAACUCCUAAAACUCUUGCGAUCGGAACCCCACUACCUAGUUCACUAGUCCUGCGCGCCGGGCUUGACUUCUCGGUGAAUAUAAACAAUCCGUAUGUGCGGUCUAAGACAUCAUUACGUAGUAUUAUUGGGUGAAUCGCGACUUUUAUUUUAUACGUGUUGUCGUAAUUUGUACGUAUCGUAGGUAGGUUUUAA